AUGACUCCAGCUGCUGGCGUGCCUGCCCUUCCUGCUGGUCCUGGGCCUCUGAGCCUGAGCGGGCAGAUCAGCCACUGGAACCUGAGCGAAGGCUGUCCGGGAGACCAGAAUGGUGGCCGUGGUGAUGAGAGAAGGGCAUUCUGGGUGUUCCGCCAUGGCGACCGGGCUCCUCUGGCCUCCUACCCCACCGACCCUCACAAGGUGGCCAUCUCCACCCUGUGGCCGCGUGGCCUGGGCCAGCUGACUGGGGAGGGGGUCCGCCAGCAGCUGGAGCUGGGCCGUUUCCUGAGGAGCCGCUACGAGGCCUUUCUGAGUCCUGAGUACCGGAGGGAGGAGGUGUACGUUCGCAGCACAGACUUUGACAGGACUCUGGAGAGCGCCCAGGCCAACCUGGCCGGGCUGUUCCCCGAGGCUGCUCCGGGGCGCCCCGAGUCCACCUGGAGGCCCAUUCCCGUGCACACCGUGCCUGUUACUGAGGACAAGCUGCUGAGGUUCCCCACGCGCAGCUGUCCCCAAUACCGCGAGCUGCUGCGGGAGGCCACCGAGGCUGUGGAGUACCAGACGGCCGUGGAGGGCUGGACCGAUUUUCUGACUAACCUGGAGAACUUCACGGGGCUGUCUCUGGUGGGGGAGCCGCUCCGCAGGGCGUGGAAGGUUCUGGACACGCUGAUUUGCCAGCAAGCCCACGGGCUUCCCCUCCCACCCUGGGCCUCCCCGGAUGUCCUGCAGACGCUAGCCCAGAUCUCGGCUUUGGAUAUCGGGGCCCACGUGGGUCCACCCCGGGCAGCAGAAAAGGCCCAGCUCAGUGGGGGGAUCCUGCUGGAUGCCAUCCUUGCCAACUUCUCUCGGGUCCAGCGCUUGGGGCUGCCCCUCAAGAUGGUUAUGUACUCAGCUCACGACAGCACCCUGCUGGCCCUUCAGGGGGCCCUGGGUCUCUACGAUGGGCACGCCCCGCCUUACGCUGCCUGCCUUGGCUUUGAGUUCCGGAGGCGCCUUGGAGACCAGGAUGAAGAAGCAGGGAAUGUUACCGUCUCCCUCUUCUACCGCAACAACUCCGCUGGCCUGCCUUUGCCCCUCAGCCUCCCGGGGUGCCCUGCCCCCUGCCCGCUGGGUCGCUUCCAUCAGCUGACCGCCCCAGCCCGUCCUCCAGCUCAUGGGAUCCCCUGCCAUGGCACCCAGGAGCCUGCCACCCGAACAGCCACGGUGGUGCCCCUGCUGGUGGGGGCUGUGGCUCUGCUGGCCGCACUCAGCUUGGGGUUGGGGCUGCUGGCCUGGAGACCUGGCUGCCUGCGGGUCUGGGGGGGCCCCCUGUGAGCUGGGAGACUGGGCACCCCCACCCCGCGGCUGACACGGAUCCCAACAUGUCUACU
Messenger RNA from Talpa occidentalis (Iberian mole), 1370 nucleotides. RefSeq names its product acid phosphatase 4 (gene ACP4). Bases 1 to 1314 code for a protein of 437 amino acids. Gene Ontology annotation, molecular function: receptor tyrosine kinase binding; protein tyrosine phosphatase activity; acid phosphatase activity. Gene Ontology annotation, cellular component: postsynaptic membrane; lysosome. The transcript has 11 exons. NCBI's taxonomy places the organism in Eukaryota, Metazoa, Chordata, Mammalia, Eulipotyphla, Talpidae. Gene Ontology annotation, biological process: lysosome organization; negative regulation of ERBB4 signaling pathway; regulation of neuronal synaptic plasticity. The record is from RefSeq and is a predicted model, not a curated record.